GUGACUCAUCACUCUGCAGUGCACACAGGCUUCUGUAUCAAUAAAGUUAUGUAUUCAACAAAAACAAGAAGGGGAGAAAGUGAAGGGAUCUGCCAGGAUAAUGUGAUGUCUUCCAGUGCAGAAGGAAAGCUCCGACAAGAAACCAGGUUGCUACAAUAUAGGAUCUGCCAAGUUGAUAUAUUCUAUAUAAGGUUGUGGUCCUGAUUGACCCAUCAAGGAUGGAUAGGGAUGGGGACAAGAUAGCAGAGAGUAUAAUAAAUCUUACCCUAGAGAUCCUUUUCCAGGUUACUGGAGAGGAAUACACAGUAGUGAAGAAGACCUCUAGUGAGCGCUGUCAGGCCCGUGUGUUUGAAGGAUGGAGAAGAACCUGGGACACAAUCUCUGGGCGAACACAUCACCUCUUGAUACUUGAGAAACUCAACAAUGAGAAGAUCCUAGAAUUCACCAAGAAGAUAUUUGCGCUUCUGACUGGAGAGGUUCCUAUAAGAUGUCAGGAUGUCGCCGUCUAUUUCUCCAUGGAGGAGUGGGAGUAUUUAGAAGGACACAAAGAUCUGUACAAGGAUGUCCUGAUGGAGUAUCACCAGCCCCUCACAUCAUCAGUUAAAGAAGAGAGAACAACACUGGAGAGAUGUCCUAGUCCUCUUGUUCCACAGGAUGGUUUAGAAGAACAUCACAAUGAUCAGCCUUUAAAUCCAGGUAAAGAUCUGAACAAUAUUAAGGCUGAAGAUACAUAUGUGAGGAGUGAUGAGCAGAUCAUAGAGGACAUUCCUACAGAUAACCACCCAGAUGACUGUACCAGGAGCUCAGAGGAACAUAUAAUAUAUUCAGAUUUUAAAACAGAUGAGUCUGGUGUCACAGAAGAUACACGUGAAGAGCAUGGCAUUAUCUCAGAUGUAUCCUCAGCCUUUCACAGCAAAGAUCUGUCGUCUGAUCUUUUGGAUGGAUUUAAAUCUUCUGAUUUAUCACAGAUUGUUAAGCAAAAUAAAAGUCACAGAAGAAGUGUUCAACAUCAAAAAACUCACACAGGAAAGAAGACCUUUUCAUGCUCAGAAUGUGGGAAAUAUUUUAAAUGCAAAUCAGCUCUUGUUAUACAUGAGAGAAUUCACACAGGGGAAAGGCCAUUUUCAUGCUCAGAAUGUGGGAAAUGUUUUUACUGCAAAUCAGCUCUUGUUAUGCAUGAAAGAAUUCACACAGGGGACAAGCCAUUUUCAUGCUCAGAAUGUGAAAAACGUUUUAGCUGUAAAGCAGAUCUUGUUAACCAUCAAAGAGUUCACACAGGGGAGAAGCCAUUUUCAUGUUCAGAAUGUGGGAAAAGUUUUAGAACUAAAGCACAGCUUGUUUUGCAUGAGAAAAUUCACAAAGAGGAGAAGCCAUUUUCAUGCUCAGUAUGUGGUAAAUGUUUUAAACAUAAAUCAUAUCUUGUUCUGCAUGAGAGAAUUCACACAGGGGAGAAGCCAUUUUCAUGUUCAGAAUGUGGGAAAUGUUCUAGAACUAAAUCAGAACUUGUUACACAUCAACGAAUCCACACUGGGGUGAAGCCAUUCUCAUGUUCAGAAUGUGAAAAAUGUUUUAGCUAUAAAACACUACUUGUUAAACAUGAGAGAACUCACACAGGGGUGAAGCCAUUUUCAUGUUCAGAAUGUGGGAAAUGUUUUAGAACUAAAUCACUUCUUGUGCUGCAUGACAGAACUCACACAGGGGAGAAGCCAUUUUCAUGUUCAGAAUGUGGGAAAUGUUCUAGAACUAAAUCAGAACUUGUUACACAUCAACGAACUCACACAGGAGAGAAGCCAUUCUCAUGUUCAGAAUGUGAGAAAUCUUUCACAUAUAAAGCAGAUCUCGGUAAACAUCAGCUAAUUCACACAGGGGAGAAGCCAUUUUCAUGCUCAAAAUGUGAAAAACAUUUUAGCUAUAAAUCACUACUUGUUAAACACGAGCGAAUUCACACAGGGGUGAAGCCAUUUUCAUGUUUAGAAUGUGGUAAAUGUUUUAGAAGUAAAUCACAUCUUGUUAUGCAUGACAGAACUCACACAGGGGACAAGCCAUUUUCAUGCUCUGAAUGUGGGAAAUGUUCUAGAACUAAAUCAGAACUUGUUACACAUCAACGAAUCCACACAGGGGAGAAGCCAUUCUCAUGUUCAGAAUGUGGAAAAUUUUUCACAUAUAAAGCAGAUCUUGGUAAACAUCAGCUAAUUCACACAGGGGAGAAGCCAUUUUCAUGCUCAAAAUGUGAAAAACGUUUUCGCUAUAAAUCAAAUCUUGUUAGACAUGAGAGAAUUCACACAGGGGAGAAGCCAUUUUCAUGUUCAGAAUGUGAUAAAUGUUUUACAUAUAGAUCACAUCUUGUUAGACAUCAGACAAUUCACGCAGGGAAGAAGCCAUAUUCAUGUUCAGAAUGUGGAAAAUGUUUUAAUCGUAAAUCACAUCUUGUUAAACAUGAGAGAAUUCACACAGGUGAGAAGCCAUUUUCAUGUUCAGAAUGUGAGAAAUGUUUUACAUAUAGAUCCCAUCUUGUUAUACAUCAGACAAUUCACACAGGAAAGAAGUCAUUUUCAUGUUCAGAAUGUGGAAAAUGUUUUAACCGUAAAUCACAUCUUUUUAGACAUGAGAGAAUUCACACAGGGGAGACACAAUUGUCAUGUUCAGGAAGUCAGCUCUGAGAAUGUACCUUUACUUCUUGACUGACAGCCAGGCAAGAUGAGUAUGCAGGAAUCUGGCCCUGUUAAUUAAAGAGGAGAGGGAAGGGCUGGCAAAGGAAGCAGGAGAAGCAAGAAUGCACAGAGUAUCUUCGAACGAAGGAGAAAAACAAAACGAGCAGCACUCACCGAUUGUAGAAAGGUACACUUUAUUCCAUGGCAGGAGGGGGUGCAUUUGGUGCAAACACAGCAUUAAGCAACAGCCGUUUCGCGCGUGUGUGCGCUUCUUCUGGCUUUCCACUAUUGACGGGGUCACGGCACUUUUAAAUGUGCACAGGAAGCCGCAUCAUCGCAGUAAUUACUUACUUAAUCAACACCUGAAAUUCCACAACGGAGGGCAGGGAUUCUUGAUCGAUAGCGGGACCCCUUCAAUAGUGUAAAGUGCAAGUGCAACUACAUAAACCAAUAAAACAAUACAAAUACGAAAAUACAAUACAUACAGGAAUAAAUCAUUACAGAAAUAUGCUCAUGUCUAUUUUUUCAUUUAAUCCCAAGGGACCCAUUGCAUCUGUGCGUAGGAUCCACUUUGUUUCUCUUCUCAGAAGUUCCCUCUCUGUGUCUCCACCUCUCUCUGUGCGGUUAACUAUUUCAAAACCGGCAAAGGUUAAUACACUGGGAUUUCCAUGAUGUACCCUGUUCACAUGAUCUAUUAACCGCGGGACCCCCUUUCCUGUUUUUAAGGAAUUUAGGUGUUCACGGAAUCUUUCAAAUAAACAGCAGAUGGUU
Molecule: messenger RNA, 3422 nt
Organism: Bufo gargarizans (Asiatic toad)
Lineage: Eukaryota; Metazoa; Chordata; Amphibia; Anura; Bufonidae
Product: gastrula zinc finger protein XlCGF57.1-like
Exons: 7
Coding region: 219-2660 (813 amino acids)
Biological process (GO): regulation of DNA-templated transcription
Source: RefSeq, a predicted model, not a curated record